CUACUCAUAGGCCCAUCGCUAUCCUGAGGAAAACACGAGGUGGGCAAACACAGGAAAGCAGAAAGAGAAAGCAGUAAAGGAAACAGUGGAGCCUUGUUGUGACCCUUCCCUUUCUUUUAUGUCAAGAUGGACUCUUAUUUUUUUCCUGCUUUUUAGAAGAAAGAGAUCAUAAGAAGACACACAGUGGGCCAGUCAACACCUCAUCCCCCUUGUACACAGUACUGAACCUCUCCCUUUCCCAACUGUUGAUUUUUUUUAGCCUUGUUCUUAAGGGAUUAUUUUUUUUCAUCUGAAUAAAAACACUGGAAUCCUGUAGAUUUCUUAUAAACAUAUAGUGAAACCCUCUGACUCCUUUCCCCUCCUUGGCUGAAGUGCUGAAACUCUGUGGUCACACGUCUCGAUGCCUGAGCAGAAUCAUCUCUACCCUGAUCAUAUGGCACAGUGCUUCUGAUACCGUCUGCUUCAUUCUGUGGUGGUACAGGCAGCCAGCAGACCAUUCUCCAUGAGGAGCAGUAGAAGAUGCCGGCUCUGCCAGCACUGCUGCUGUCAAUACACUUCCUUUCCUUCCUGCUAGUCAUCAUGCCACCACGCUCCCUCAGCCAGGCCCCCCUGCUCUCCUCCGUCCGUAUGGCUGCAAUCCUGGACGACCAGUCUGUGUGUGGGCGCGGGGAGAGGCUGGCGCUUGCUCUGGCUAGGGAGAACAUCAACAGCAUGAUGGAAGGUCCGGUCCGAGCCCGAGUGGAGGUGGACAUAUAUGAGCUGCAGAAAGACUCCCAGUACGACACUACUGACACCAUGUGUCAGAUUCUACCCAAAGGCGUCGUCUCUGUGAUAGGUCCCGCUUCCAGCCCCGCCUCUGGCUCUACUGUCAGUCACAUUUGUGGAGAAAAGGAGAUCCCUCAUAUAAAGAUCGGUCCUGAGGAAACUCCCCGCUUGCCGUACCUGCGCUUUGCCUCUGUCACUCUAUACCCUAGCAACGAGGACCUGAGCCUGGCCAUAGGAGCCAUCUUGCGCUCAUUCAGUUACCCCUCAGCCAGUCUGGUGUGCGCCAAGGCCGAGUGCCUGCUGAGAUUGGAGGAACUGGUCCGCCGCUUUCUCAUCUCUCGGGAGACGCUGUCAGUCAGGAUGUUGGAUGACAACCUGGACCCCACACCGCUGCUGAAGGAAAUCCGCGAUGACAAAGUGGCCACCAUCAUCAUUGACGCCAAUGCUUCAGUCUCUUAUCUCAUCCUGAAAAAGGCAUCCGAGCUUGGGAUGACAUCAGCAUUUUACAAGUACAUCCUCACCACCAUGGACUUCCCUCUCCUACGACUGGAUGAUAUAGUGGAUGAGCAUUCCAAUAUUGUGGGGUUUUCCAUGUUUAACACCACACACCCCUUCUAUUUGGAGUUCAUCCGGAGCCUCAACCUCUCUUGGAGGGAGGGCUGUGACCUGACGUACCCCGGCCCUGCGGUCAGUCUCUUGGACACUGGGCUCUCGUCAGCUCUGAUGUUUGAUGCGGUGCAUGUGGUGGUGGGGGCGGUGAGGGAAUUGAACCGCAGUCAGGAAAUCGGAGUGAAGCCACUCAGCUGCUCCUCGCCUCAGAUCUGGCAACACGGAACCAGUCUGAUGAACUACCUGCGCAUGGUGGAGUAUGAUGGUCUGACAGGACGUGUGGAGUUCAACAGCAAAGGUCAGAGGACCAACUACACCCUGCGGAUCCUGGAGAAACACAGAGGAGGCCAUAAAGAGAUUGGGAUCUGGUACUCCAACAACACCCUCGCAAUGAAUUCCACUAGUCUGGAUAUAAAUGUCUCGGAGACACUGGCAAACAAGACCCUCAUUGUCACCACCAUACUGGAAAACCCGUAUGUAAUGCGUAAGGACAACUACCAGGACUUCCAGGGUAACGACCAGUAUGAAGGCUUCUGCGUUGACAUGCUGAGGGAGCUGGCAAACAUCUUAAAAUUCUCUUUCAAGAUCAAGCUGGUGGAUGAUGGGCUGUAUGGGGCUCCAGAGCCCAAUGGCUCCUGGACUGGUAUGGUUGGAGAGCUAAUCAACAGGAAGGCAGACCUGGCCGUGGCAGGCUUCACCAUCACAUCAGAGAGAGAGAAAGUUAUUGACUUCUCUAAGCCGUUCAUGACUCUGGGGAUCAGCAUCUUGUACAGAGUUCAUCUGGGACGGAAGCCGGGUUACUUCUCCUUCCUUGAUCCCUUCUCUCCAGCUGUCUGGCUUUUUAUGCUUCUCGCCUACCUGGCUGUCAGUUGUGUGCUCUUCCUGGCUGCAAGGCUGAGCCCCUAUGAGUGGUACAACCCUCACCCGUGUCUGCGAGAGCGCAGAGACAUGCUGGAGAACCAGUACACCCUGGGAAACAGCCUGUGGUUCCCUGUCGGAGGCUUCAUGCAGCAGGGAUCAGAGAUAAUGCCCAGGGCCCUGUCUACAAGAUGUGUUAGUGGAGUGUGGUGGGCAUUUACCCUGAUCAUAAUCUCCUCCUACACGGCCAACCUGGCGGCCUUUCUCACUGUCCAGAGGAUGGAGGUUCCCAUUGAGUCUCCUGAUGACUUGGCUGACCAGACCAAUAUUGAAUAUGGCACUAUUCAUGGAGGCAGCACUAUGACCUUUUUCAUGAACUCUCGUUACCAAACCUACCAGCGGAUGUGGAACUACAUGAACUCUAAGCAGCCCAGUGUGUUCGUGAAAAGCACAGAGGAGGGCAUUGCCCGUGUGCUCAAUUCCAAGUACGCCUUCCUGAUGGAGAGCACCAUGAAUGAGUACCACCGUGGCCUCAACUGUAAUCUCACACAGAUAGGAGGCCUGCUGGACACUAAGGGCUAUGGCAUCGGCAUGCCACUGGGGUCUCCAUUCAGAGAUGAGAUCACGCUGGCCAUCCUCCAGCUGCAGGAGAAUAACAGGCUGGAGAUACUGAAGAGGAGGUGGUGGGAGGGAGGCCAGUGUCCCAAAGAGGAGGACCACCGUGCCAAGGGUCUGGGUAUGGAGAACAUUGGCGGCAUCUUUGUGGUGCUGAUCUGUGGUCUCAUUAUUGCCGUGUUUGUCGCCAUUAUGGAGUUUGUGUGGUCAACGCGUCGCUCAACGGAGACCGAUGAGGUAUGCCCCCAUACCUGCCCUCGCCGACACCACAGACACACCCCAGUGUCUGUCUGUCAGGAAAUGAUCACAGAGUUCCGAAACGCCGUCUCUUGUAAGAAGAGCUCUCGUAUGCGCCGCCGUCGGCCCCUCAGCAGCUCCGCAGCCCUGCGCCACCCCGCCCGCAUAGCUCUGGGGGCUCCUCGGCCCCUGCGCCUGGUUCGAGAGAUGCGUCUCAGCAACGGCAAGCUCUACAGUGGCGCUGGUCCCCUGACAGGUGGAGCAGGAGGUGGUGGAGCAGGAGGGACGGGGCCUCCAGAUUUGGGCCCUGGACCACAGCGAAUCCUAGAUGAUCCUCUGGGAGCCAACACCACCCCUCCUCCACCCGCACCCACCCCAGUCAUGCUGCCCGCUCGCAGCUGCACCCAUGUGAGGAUCUGCCAGGAGUGCAGGAGGAUCCAGAGUCUGAGAUCAGGCACUAGUAUAGGAUCAACCUCAACACGAAUACCACCUUCUUCAGCGCCUCUGCCUAGGCUCCCCCCUCCUCCACCUCCAUCCUCAUCCAACACAGACAGUGAGGGCGGAGGCGUGCCCAGCCCCAGGCGGCUACAUCACAGCUCCCCACCUCAUAACCCCCGCCCUCUUCCUCCUCCACAGAGCAGCAACACCACAAACCUACUGGUGGAACAGGACUGAGACCAGAGGCUGUGGUGCAGUGGGUGGGGUUAGAGGGCUGCAGGUAGCCAAUGAUGUGACUGAGGGACAUUAGUGCUGUUGAGAGAACUGCUUGUUCCCUCAGGUGUGACAUUCAUUGCAGAACAAAAGAGGAAGAGAAGAAGGAGAGGGGAGGCUGAAUUUGGCAAGGUCAUCCAACAGUGAAUAAGGGAACCUUUAAAAGGAGAAAAAAAAGUGAAACCCUUGAGCUUGAGGCCCACAGAUACAGAACUGGCACCAAGUACUGACUGCGGACGUUGUCUGUGAAUGCUCCUGUAAUCGACUCUGAAGAACACUUCAGUUUGGAGAAAAAUGAGCUGGAAUGCACAUGAGCGAUGGUCAAUGGUUUUAUCUGGCCUCCCUUGUCUCUCCGUACUCCCCUUUCGCUUCACAUUUAGAUUUGAGGUCAGUGGUUUUCUUCCACAGAGACGUCCCUGGAAGCCAACUACCCCUCUAGUAAAUGAAGCCUUGUUGGAGGACAUACUGUAUCUGUAUGUGAUUUAAAACAGCAACUAAAAGACUUGUGGAGAAUUAUUUCCUGUUGUUUUUCGUUGUCUUUAUUGUUUUGUUGCCAUUGUUCUAAGUGGGAAUUACAGACAAUGUGUGACAAUAUGGUGGAUUAUAACAUACCAAGAUACGUGACUUUGGUUAAUUGUGUUCAAAAGUUUUGUGUCCCUCCCUGUGCCCCAUAGCUGCUUUUGUUUUGCGUGGUAUCAGGGAAGGUGGAUCAAACAACCUCAAGGUAAUACAAACGAUAGCAGAGGAAACUGUUGGCCUGCCUUUCUCUACAGUGUGUCUAUGUGUAUGUACAAAAUUGUGCUUCCUGUAAGUCUGUCUGUAACUACUCACAGUGAGGAGAACCAUGUACCCAGCACCCUUCUACUAAUGUUAGUUUAUCAGACAGGCACAGAGAGUUGUGACAGGAAGAGGAAAAGAGAGAGAAGGAGCAAGGAGCUUUGAAAUGUGAAAUUAAUGUCCCUCGUUAUCCCGGCUGAUGCUUGCCAAUGUGACUUUUUUUCACCUCUGUUCACACAGCGUAGAAGAGAUAGAGCGGCUGAGUGAGAGCGAGAGAGGACAAGACAGAAAAGAACAGGGGAUGGGGGGGGAUGGGUGGAACGAGAAUGGACAGUACUGAAUGUGAAUGAGAAAUCCCGAACAGAUCUACUUCCAUUAUUAGAUCUGUCUUGAUCUGUUAAUUCUGGGCAUCUUUUAAGGGGCUUGUUAAUGUGCCAGCAGGCUGUAGCUGCAGCUUCGUCCCCUCUCUCGGUCUCACAGACAGAUUUGGCUGUACAUAGUAGAGGCUCCUGCCAGAGUGAUAGACUUAUCAAUAUUGUCUCCUGCUUUUGAUCGCCUAAUUACUCCCAUCGGUGGUGAGGGACUCAUUCAGGAGAGGGUUGAACACAGGAAAACAUGCUAAUAGAUCUGGAAGAAAUACAUGUUUUUCACGCCUGCUCGGUUGAACAACAGGUCUCUUUUAAUUAUGUUGUUAAUGUUACAGCCCCUGCUGCCCAGCGGCAACGAUCUCAACACCAUACAUCAGCUGCAGUUGCUUAAAAGGAAUACACAGGUGGAUUUGCAUGUUUUAGCCCUUUAACGUUGAAUGUGUUUACACUUCACACGACCACUGCUGAUGUUUAUUCAAACCCUUUCCCGGUUUCACUUUCUUAACCUCCCUGAGAUGCAACCGCCUUCAAAACGAUGUUGCUAUGAAGCCAUUGUUUCGUCAGUGACUCUCGUUUAAAAUCAAACAAUGAUUUUAUUUAAUUAACCUAAACCUGAUCGGGCUUAUUCCUCUGUGACGCCGACCUCCAUUAUUGUCUAAAUGAUCUUAAAUACACAUCAAGCAGCUGCACCACUGUGUCGCUCGUUUAUUACAUUUUACGUAAACACCUUAGUUUAUUUUGAUUCACACACAAAUGGAAUUAUUUUCCCAUAAAUAUAGCUUACACUGUUUGUCAAGUUUGCAGUGCCUGUUGAGAGUGGAUCAAGUGCUGCUUGUUGUGUUUGUAGGUCCACGCUGCAUUGUUUGGUUUUACGGUUAAAGGUGCAGUGUGUGAAAUUUAGCAACAUUUAGUGAUUAAGUAACAUCCAUCCGUCCAUUUUCUACCACUUUAUCCUCCACCUGAGGGUCGCGGGGGGAGCUGUGCCAAUCUCAGCUGACAGAGCGACAGGCGGGGUCACACCCUGGACAGAUCGCCAGUCCAUCACAGGGACACAUGGAGACAAACAACCAUCCACUCUCACACCUACGGUCAAUUUAGUGUGUCCAAUUUGAUAAAGUUACACGUUGCAGCCAAAUAUCUCCAAGUGUUGUUGAGCCUAUGUAGCUUUCAGUUAGCAUCAUAAUUCAAAAGACGUUUAACUUGUCCACUGUGGGCUACUGUAAAAAAAACAUGGUGCCCCAAAAUGGUGGCCACUGUAGAACUGACUCAGCCCCCAAUAUAAAUCUAAAUAUCCAGUAAUGAAAAUUCAUACACAUUUCUGCCAAAUGAAAUAUAAUGUUGGUUAAAUUGAACACACUGGAGGAAAGAUCCGUCAUCUUGUUCAUCCAAAAGGAAGCGAGAGCUUGUUUAGGAGCACACAUAUAACAGAUCAGUUUUACGAUGUAAUCCACUUAUUCACACUUACAGAGUGACUCGUUAUUUUGUGGUUCCCCCACUUUAAACCCUGCUGAAACAUGUCACUCUCUAUCAUGAUUUUCUUUUUUAACUUAAAACAUUGGCAUAAUUAUUUAUCUCAGAAUCAUCAGUUCCCCCAAAGUGAUUCAGCACUUUGUGAAAUGUGGACGAAAAACAAAAAAAAAACAAUGAUGCUGUUUAUUGUCAUUUGAUUCCCAGAGAGGAAAUGUAAUAAAUGUAAUUAUGUUCAGCAGCUGAUGAUCACUUCUUGAGCAUUGGUAAAUGUUAAAUGCAACAGUUUCCUCUCUUUCCCCUAAUUUGGAGUGAUAGAUUCUUUAUUUGUGUGAAAGAGCAGAAGAUCCGCACAUCUGAAAGAUCAGUUUUUUUAUUGCCAGUGAUGUUUACAGCACCAAAGGCUCUUCCCUUUCCUCCUCUUUCAUAAAAACAGUCAUCAUCUUAAAUACCCAGUUUGCCCAUUUAUGCUACAAUCUUCUACCGUGGAAAAACACAAGUCUCCUUCAUUUGGAAUACUAGAUUGCAUCAAUAGUCAGUGCAGCAACAACAAAGUGAUCCCCCGCUGUUUUCCCACUCGUCUGUAUACAGCAAUGGAACACCAACAAGUGCGUGUGUGUAUGUGUGUGUAAGGUAACAUGCAAAACCACCAAAAACCAUGCUUUAUAAACCCAUUAAAAAUGCAGGCGCCGUUGUCUCGGCUAAAAUUGCAUCGCUGUUUUUAAAAUUAUGUAUUUUCCAGUCAAGUGACUCUGCUGUGUUCCAAAUAAUGACUGAUAACAUUGUUUACUUUGCACACAUUACGCUGUUUGACUGAAUGAUGUCUGUCAGCAGGAGCAGGUAUGGAUUUGAUGUGUCUUACCUCCGUCUGUCUGUGUCUGUCUGUGUGUGUGUGUGUGUGUGUCUAGAAUGCCGACAAGACAACGCGAGCCAAACUGUCUCCACCAGUCAUUGCAGCAGACACGCGCACACGCUCACACAGAAACACGCUCAUCAACAUCUUCAUUUCUCAUUCCCUUUGUUGUGUGAAGACAAAGACGACGGGAUGUUGUUUUCAAAUUUGCCUUGAGAAUCUCUUUUCUUCUUUGUCGUGCUCCAUGUACAAAUUCACAGACGUUCCCCCGGCACAGCACCGCGCAGCCAUUAACUGGCUAUUGACAGCUUUAAACCAUCAGCUGAAAGCGUUAGUCAGCUGCAUUAAUGUGAAGAGGUUAAGAGGAGGACACGAACCCUGACCCCGGUGUGGCCAGCAAAGGGAAGGGAGGGUCACAAAACAAUUCAGAUGGGGUGUCUGAACGGUCACUCGACAAAAACAGUCCUUUUCCUUUACUUUUAUGUUCUUUUCUUUGAUAUUUUUUCAUAUUUCUAUACUAGUGCUAAAUGGAUUAUUAAAACUGACAAUGAAUAUUAUGAUUAAAUUGUUGUUAUUAUUCCUACUGAGGAGCAAGAGGUUCUAUAGUGUGCUUGUGGGUGACGGGUGGGUGACGGGAGGUGCUGGGAUGAAGGUGCAAUGAUGUUCUUCAGAGAAAAUGCCCAGUUGUUCAAACCUAUAGACACACAAACUUCUUUUGGAAUAAAAAUAUACAAACAGUC
Molecule: messenger RNA, 8000 nt
Organism: Solea senegalensis (Senegalese sole)
Lineage: Eukaryota; Metazoa; Chordata; Actinopteri; Pleuronectiformes; Soleidae
Gene: grik5
Product: glutamate receptor, ionotropic, kainate 5
Exons: 20
Coding region: 520-3759 (1079 amino acids)
Biological process (GO): synaptic transmission, glutamatergic; modulation of chemical synaptic transmission; monoatomic ion transport
Cellular component (GO): kainate selective glutamate receptor complex; postsynaptic membrane; plasma membrane
Molecular function (GO): kainate selective glutamate receptor activity; transmitter-gated monoatomic ion channel activity involved in regulation of postsynaptic membrane potential
Source: RefSeq, a predicted model, not a curated record